AGAAUCGCUUCAAUGUUACUUGUAGAAAUGACAGUUUUGUUGGUUUGUUGCUUGUUAUUUCUUCUAUUCUCCAUCGUUAGUUGUUCCAACGACCUAAAUAUAGUUGAUAGUGCACAGUUAUUGCCCAACUCUGGUAGUCCUGUGCAAGCUAAAUAUUUACACGCACCCGACGGUUCGUUUACUAUAUAUCUUAGGACAGAAGCUGGAAAGGUAUUUAGGAACUCACUGUCAGGGAAAGGUCCCUGGAAUUUACAACUGAGUGAAGAAGAAUAUUUGAAAGGAUUCUUUGCCAUUGACUUGAUCAGUCAUCCCACAAAUCCCAACAAGUUACUAGUAGUUGAUAAGAAAGGCUCGUUUGCAGUAACUACAGAAGCUUUGAGUAAAAGAGACAAGCUCUCUUAUGACAUUAUUUCUGUUGGCAAAGACUUGAAAGGUUCUAUUUCAGUAGAAAAUGUGAAACAGCAUCCCGAUUAUCCCGACUAUUUACUAGCUGCAAUAUUUGCUGGUGACUGUGGAGAUCUUAGUCCUUCACAACGUGAAGAUAUUCCUUUCUGUACGCGACUUGUUUAUGGCUCUAAUGACUUUGGUUUUUCUUGGUCGUUUCUUCAAGAUUUUGUUUAUGAUUAUGAAUUUAUGCCAACUCUUGUUGUACAGAAUUGUCCCUAUGUGAAGAGACGCAAUUACUUCCUUCCCUUUCUUCAUCGGAAUCAGCCACAUGUAGUAACUAUUUUGACUAUAGUAUCGGAAGAGGAUCGAGAUAAACCUCAAGACUUAUUUUCUUGGCAUGGUAAUGUUGAACUUGUUGCUUCUGUGGACUGGUUUCAGAGUAAGCCUCAACUUGUCAUGUCUCAUAUUUAUUCUUUUGCUUUUGUGGGCAAUCUCUUAUAUGCUGCUCAAGUGGAUCCACGUGAGCAUUCAUCUGUCCUUUUGAAAGUAAGCAAAGAUGGUGGUUCAACUUUUGAACCUGUCAGUAUGCCAUUUGUAUUACAACAACAAAGCUUUCAUAUUAUGUCGACUGAGAAGGUUGGAGGUCAAAAUGCCCUUUUGGCUGUACUUCAUGGAGUGGAAGAUUCCAAACCAUUUUAUAAUUUGUAUCUUAGUGAUUCUACUGGAACUAGAUUUUCUUUGAGUUUAAGGAGAGCCAUUUUUGAGGAUUUUAGUCUCAUUAGAGGAGUACAAGGAAUGAUGUUGACCAAUGCUUAUGAUCCUGAAGCUUCUCAUUUAGAUCGUCCAAGAACAUUAUUAUCUUUUGAUAAUGGUGGAGCCUGGCAUCGUUUGAUAAUGAAUGAAUCAGCUGUUCCUCACUUUUAUUUUUAUAAAAGAGAUGUACAGAACAACAAAUACUAUUUGGCAUCUCCCAACUCGGAAUUGUUGUUAUUUGGAAGUGCUUUAUCCAAUUAUGAAGAAUAUCAUUUUGAAUCAGCAUAUUCCUUAAACACAACUAGUGGGUAUAUUUUAGCUCAUGGAGUUCUUUUGCCUGGUCCCGAUGCCACUUUGAGAAGUGACACUGCUUCUUUAUGGUUAAGUUCCAAUGGUGGAAUUACUUGGUUGGAAAUAUCCUCCCCAGGUCAAUAUAUUUUUGAAUAUGGUGAUUAUGGCUCCUUGAUUGUAUAUUCCCCAAUGGAAAAGACUGACUUCAUACGAUAUAGUUGGACUGGAGGCAUAUCUUGGUUAUCCAUUUCAUUGGAUAAAGAAAUGUUCAUUUCCAACAUACUAUCGGAACCAGACGCAGUUCAAGAACGAAUGUUGGUAUUGGGUAAAAGAGACAAUGAUGGAAUAGUGGUUUAUAUAGACUUUGGUAACCUUAAUAUACGUCCAUGUGAUAGUUUAUCUGAUCCUGUUACUUUGUCAAAAAUGAAACCUUGCGUUGAUGAUCCUACUAAAUGGAAUGACAAUAAUGAGUUUCAUCAAGAUAAAUCUUCCGAUGAGAGUGAUUAUUGUAGUUUUUGUCCAGCUGAUGCUUUGGAAGGAAAAUGUCCUUUGGGAAGAAAGAAUUGUUAUACGAGAAGAAGAGCAGAAGUGCUUUGUAAUAACCGAGAAUCUUUUACGAGUAGAAUAGCCUCCAUUUCAUGUCCUUGUACAUUGGAUGAUUAUCAAUGCGAUAUUGGCUAUGAACGAAAACCCGGUUCUACCGAAUGUCAUCCUUCUUAUGGUACCCAGGAAUUUUCAAGCAAAUGUGGUUACUUGGAAAGCAAAGGAUAUGUACUUAUUCCGGGCGAUACUUGUGAUGUGACAAAGGGACUCAAUCUGUUGCCUAGUCGUCAUAGUUGUGUUUCAUAUUGGAUACGACGCUUUGUGUAUUUUGUAUUUUGGAUAUUAAGUAUUCCGUUGGUCAUGUGUUGUAUGAUAUUGUUGGGUGGUUGCAUAAAAGGCGACUUUCGAGAUGUUAGUUCUUGGGAAGAGAUAUUAGGGUUGUUGAUUGGUGAAUGUAGAGCGGCUGGAAUAUCUUUUUUGAUUGGAAUUCAAUGGAUAUUUUCUGUAUUUCAAUCAUUCCUGGAAAAUGUUAUCAACACAUCUCGAGGACUGGCCAGAGGAUAUACUGUUAUUGGUCGAAAUUGAUAAGUUUGAUAUAUUUUUAUAUACUCGUUAGAGUUGUAGUUGGAUAGAGUUGUUGUUGGGUUGGGAUCUUUUACAAGAUUGUACUCUACUACAUGAGGAACAUUGAUUAUCCAGUGUUGACUAUUACAGAAUAGGAUAGGUUUUUUUUCAUUAUCUCAUGUUGGAAGGAGAGCUAUUGAAUAGAUAAUGAGACGCUACUCUUUAGGAAUGCAUAAACUUGUUCUCGUUCAGGAAAUCUCUAGAAAUUUUGUAAAUGAAAGUAAAUCUUUCAAAUAUCAACCUUUUGACAUAGAAUAGAAAGGAUUGAUUCAAAUAGCCAAAAAAUGGGGAACCAAAUAGGACCAUUAAGGAAAGCAAUCAAAAGCAAUCCAAAAGAAAAUAAAAAAAAUGUCAUUUUA
Galdieria sulphuraria is the source of this 2957-nucleotide messenger RNA. RefSeq names its product sortilin, putative. The record is from RefSeq and is a predicted model, not a curated record. Bases 13 to 2559 code for a protein of 848 amino acids. The transcript has 5 exons. Gene Ontology annotation, cellular component: membrane; Golgi apparatus. Gene Ontology annotation, biological process: post-Golgi vesicle-mediated transport. Lineage: Eukaryota; Rhodophyta; Bangiophyceae; Galdieriales; Galdieriaceae.